CAUCGGCCAAUGACGGCAUCGACAAUUGACACUGGUGCCUUGGAAUUUAGGCACCAUCUAGGCAUUAUCUAGGGGUCCAUGCCGCACUUUGGCCUAAACGACACGAGGGUACAUCGUUGACAUUGUAUUGUUCCUAUAUGCGAGAGCAAUGAGGAUCAAGUACUUGAUUUCAAAUUGUCAGAGGGUUCAAUCCAACUAUGGCUAUUUGGACUAUGCACACAUCCACUUUACCAGCGUACGAUAUACUAGGACGAGAAUCCCGAAGCAGUCGACCCAUCAGCCAACUUCCCUCGUCGCACACCUCCUCUACAUUGAACCAAUUAUCCAACGGCUUCUGUCUUCUGAGUGAGCAACUUACGCCAUGACACUUUGAAACCCAGAAUAGCAUUGAAUGACCCUCACAUGGCUUGCCAAGUGAAUCAAUCGGCUGUCAUUACCGGGUUAUUCACGCAUGAUCCUGUCCGGAGACAAACAUCACGCGCUUUCGGGGGAUAAAGAGCCACCAUUGGUUCGGAAGACAGCUCUGCACUUCUGGGCAAUCUCUUGGUCUAUAGACUUGGCAUAGACGCGGCCAGCGGGGCUAGCGCUAAACGUACGCGUCCGGAGCAUCCGCCACUCCUUGCCAAGCCCUGGCCAAGUCGAAGCUGUUCGCAAAUUUCCCCCUGCAAUAGGCACCAAUGUACAAGUCUGGGCUCCUUUCAGGGGUUCUAUACGUUUUACCGGUGUCUCGGCAGUGGCUAUGGGAGCCACUAGCCAACCGGAAGGGCGGAUUGCGCCAAAAGGCAUCUUGGUGCUUGGGAUGUAACCGCCAAAACCCGCCCUCUGUCUUUCACUCCAUCAGUGCCAAGAUAAGUGAUGGAUCAUUGAACAGUUCUCAUUAUGCUGGUUGUGGGCACCCGAAGGGAUUGGCAAGACCUAAUUUCUGUUAUUAGUACCACUAAUAACCCACCCCCUCCUGCAAACCUGUUCAACGUGUGGCGGCAUUCUAUACAUUUACAACUCUCAUUCUCCAUACACUCGUUUAAAAUUCAUUACUUGUGGCUCAUUCGAAACUUCGAUCCUGAAAGAAAGGACUUCCACGUCUUCUUAUUUCCGAUUAUCUUAUCCAGCAAUUCCCAGCCGCACUGCACACAUGACCCGCCAAUGGCUAGGUGCAAGACAGUGCCUUUUGCUCUCAUUAGGGCUGUCAAGCCUCACACACGUUAUGGCAGCAGGCAUAACUAUGGAUAUAGAUAGCACUGAUUCAAUAAAAUCAGCGGCGAGUACAGUGGCAUACGAUCUAGUCACCUUCUAUACCGGCAAUAACAGUGGAGAUGUUCCCGGAAAUCUUCCUGAUCCAUAUUACUGGUGGGAAGCAGGAGCUUUCUUUGGAGCUUUGAUCAACUACUGGGCCUUUACCGGAGAUACCACCUACAACACAAUCACCGUCCAAGCAAUGGAACACCAAGCCGGGACAAAAGGAGACUUCAUGCCCUUAAAUCAGACAUACACUGAGGGUAAUGAUGAUCAAUCGUUUUGGGCCCUGUCAGCCAUGAUGGCUGCCGAGCGGAAUUUUACGAAUCCAUCCUCCUCCUCACCGGGCUGGUUAGCAAUGGUACAGGCGGUCUUUAACGAGCAAGCUCAUCGAUGGGAUACGGCCACCUGUGACGGUGGUUUACGCUGGCAAAUCUACACUUGGAAUGCCGGAUAUGGUUACAAAAACACCAUUUCAAAUGGUUGCUUCUUCGACAUUGCAGCUCGACUGGCGCGGUAUACGGGAAAUGCGACAUACGCCGAAUGGGCCAAUAAAGCCUGGAAUUGGUCCAAAAGUAAUGGAUUGAUUACAGCGGACUACCAGGUCUAUGAUGGCACCACUGUUGACUCGAAUUGCUCCUCCUAUGACCGGACUAAGUGGACUUAUACUGCCGGUAUUUACCUUCAUGGAGCUGCCGUGAUGUAUAACUACACUUCAUCUCUCUCCUCAAACUCAUCUUCCAACUCAUCCACUGUGUGGAAGAACCGACUCGACGGACUACUCACGUCCGCCAACCACUUCUUCUCCACGGACAACUCCAGUACAAAUGUAAUGGAAGAGCCCCCCUGUGAGUCAAGUGGUAGCUGCGACACGGAUCAAUUAUCCUUCAAGGCAUACUUGUCCCGCUGGUUUGCGGACAUCAUACAGCUCGCGCCUUAUACCUACGACACCAUUAUAGCAAAGGUCCGGGCUACCGCAACGGCUGCUAUCAGUCAGUGUCAAGGAGGUGAUACUGGAACCUAUUGUGGACAUCAAUGGUCAAGUGGCAGCUAUGAUGGUACCACGGGAGUCGGGCAGCAGAUGGGUGUUCUCGAGGUUCUUCAUGGACUUCUUGCCACGGACAUCAGUGGCCCCGUCACGGCGAACACAGGUGGGACAAGCGAAGGUGACAGCGCGGCUGGAACUGGGUCGGAUGAAACGGAGAGUGAAAUUCUAUACUCUGCGAUAACGACUGCGGAUAGAGCUGGGGCAGCGAUCCUGACAGUAGUUGUUGCUGGCUUGAUAUUUUUUGCUGUAUAUGUGAUGCUUGUGUGAAUUUGCAGCCUUUUCCGUUUGGAUUGGUAUGUGGAAAGAUAAAACAUAUUCAAAAUCGCCAUCAUUCGAGCCUGUUUCCAUGUAAUAUUGUCGAAAGACUGCUUAAAUGAUUCUCGUUUCGUCUGUGACCCGAUAGUUACGGAGAAUACAUAACUUGGCGGGG
This is a messenger RNA of Penicillium brasilianum, 2711 nucleotides long. The record is from the annotation of a GenBank genome assembly. Lineage: Eukaryota; Fungi; Ascomycota; Eurotiomycetes; Eurotiales; Aspergillaceae.